UCUUUUUUCACCUAAAUGCUUUAACCCCGCCGUUCUCUCUACUCUUCCCCCCAUUCCUUUCCUUUUCACUCUUUUUCCUUCAAACCAUUCGGCCACCAUGACCGCCGCCGCUUCGACGAGGGGCCGGAGGACUAACCAAAACCCCAACUAAAAUGACCUCCCUCAAACCCCAAAAACGACACGUGUGACGAUUACCUUCGACGAAUCGGUGAUGUUUUGGCACCGGAGGACGACAGAGACGCUUUUCCAACAAGGCGAGGUUUCUCCUUUUUGUGUUUUUUUCUAUCUCCUUGGGAGGGAGGUCCUCUGCCACUGUCGAGGGAAUGUAUCAGAGGACGUGCAACUACUGCAGUUCCCGCGUACAACAGAAACGAUCGAGGCGUACACAUGUGGAAGCUUGAAUGGUAGCUGGAACGGCGAGCGGGCGUUUCACACGCAAGAUCCGGUCGAUUGGGAAGUCUGGUGCGAGUUCGGGGUUUCAGGUGUGCUAUGGGUCGUUAGAUCUCUAGGACCAGAUCAAACGGUUGAAAAUCGGUUGCGCGAGGUGCCUUGGGACUCUUACAAAACCCUAACUUUUGAGCAGAUCUGGGCCAUUGGUUUGGCAACAGAUCUGAUGGCUCAGAUCCUUUGGCGGCUGGACAAAAGAGGAGGGCUAGGGUUUUCCCCAAUGCCUUUUCUAAUGCGCUCAUUUCGAUUAGGCCUCCACCUUUGGGUCAUUCGUUUAAUUUUGUAACCUUAGGCCUGCAAACAAAGUUAAUAAACAAUUACUAUUCA
Molecule: messenger RNA, 774 nt
Organism: Hibiscus syriacus
Lineage: Eukaryota; Viridiplantae; Streptophyta; Magnoliopsida; Malvales; Malvaceae
Exons: 2
Coding region: 212-733 (173 amino acids)
Source: RefSeq, a predicted model, not a curated record